CGCCAAUUACCUUGUUGGAAGGCAUGUCCACCUGGAUUGGCACCGUGUACUGGCGAAGCACCUUGACCCAAAUCGAGUAAAGUUGGAACUUAACUUCCUAAAGCGAUGCGUUCACAGCUGAUGCGGCCUUCCGGCCAUAGCCAUAUAGGACAUAGAACAGUAGCCUCAAAGAUCUUGCAAGGUGGAUGCAGACCACUAGCAUGCUCAAUUACGCGGCGGCGACCUUCGCUAGCUGGGCUAGUACGCGCUUCACCCGAAACGGAGGAGGCUCGAUCGCCUUUGGAUGCUCCGCAAGAGUGGGAGGUUCCUAUGCCUAGCAAGCGGCCGGAUAUUUUUCCAGAGUUUGAGAAGCCGGAGCGUGUCUUCCUGCCCAAGCCCCUGCCGGGCGACCCUGAGAUGCCCGAUGAGGAGUUGGAGGAAAGCGCCAAGCGCACCACUCCAGGCGAUCCAGAUCCGGAGCAGAAGCCCGGAGAGCCUCCAGAGGAGCCAGAGAAGCCGCAGGAGCCAGGGCAGCCUGAGCCCGAGCGCAAGACGGACAUCCCAAGCAUCCCGGAGUAAACUUGCCAGUGGUGCAGCUGCAGCGGCGGAUGUGGCAUAGCAUAGGAUAGCUGGGCCUAACAUCGAUUGGGAAACGCCAAAGUGAACUUCACAGGCAGCGGUGCAUCAGUUGCCCGCGUGCCGUGGCUACAGAUACGGUUGGCAAAGUUGGCUGGGAAGCAGCCCUGUACUUCUCACGGCUUGGCGGCCUUAGGGGGCUGGUCUUGACUUCGCGUGUCACGUAGGGGCCCCGGAGGAGGCACAGACCAUGAGGGUUAGGGUCCUCCUUCCUGUCCUGGGCGCUGCUGGGCUAUAGUGCGCCACGAGCAAGUGUAACGGGGGUGCAGCGUUAGAUGUGUCUUGUGUGCAUGCAGCUUUUCGGCCAGCUGGUAUGAGCCAUGCCACAUGUCCCUGUCGACGGGGAAGUGCAAAUUGUGUGCUGGCUAACCAAAAGCUGCGCUGCGCCCUGGUUUUGCACGGGUUCAUGGUGCCCUUCAGGGGCUGCUUGGUCACCCUUGGAUACACUCCUGGCCGUCACACACACACGCACUGAGGGGCGGCACGCAAUACGUAUGAUAGCCACAGGGGGAUGACACCUAGGGAUGUGCAGCGCUGAGCAGUGCGCGUUGCACAGGUGAGAUAGGCACGCGCAUAGUUGAUGUGUGUGGGCAAGGCGCUUAGGAGGCAAUGGCCUCGUAUGCGGUGACUGCGGCUGUUGCAGCUGGCCGUGAAUGCUAGGCUCGCUGUUCACAGCUGUGUGCUUUGGACGAAGGUCAGGUCUGGGGUCAGGUCUGUACCUGUUUGACUGUGGCCGGAUGUGUACGUGCGAGCGUGGUCCGCACUUGUCUGCUUGUGGUGCCUUCAGCGUUUCGUACAUGUACUAAAAAACGAGGAGCUUAUGUUUAUGCAGUUAGGAGUGUGUGUCCCUGAUUACGUGUGAUCAGGUUGCGAUAGGACUUGAUUAGGUUAUGGCAGUGUGUGACGUGUCGCGUAUUAUCUGUUGUUGGGUGCUCCUUGCCGCUGCCGGUUUGGCGUCGUUUCUCCACUGUUCUUGUGCGGGACAGGCUUAUAGACAUGAGGCAAGGGAGCUGAAGCUCAUAGGGACGUUGCGGCGGUUCUUGGGAAGGACCGCCCCAGGUUGGCUAUUCAGUUUUACACAGACGUGCCGUAACACCGUGCCCGAAUACGGCAUGAAGGCUUGCGUUGCCGUGUUUAAGUCGGGAGGGAGGGACGCUCUCCAGUGUCGUACAAUCGUGAACAUAAGCGCCCAGUUGUUCAUGGUACGUUUGAAACCCCAGUCAAGCACCCGGAGUAAGGUACUUCUCGUACUGGAUGUAAGGGUUGGUGUCGGCACAUUAAGAAGGGCGGCAAGGAGAGCGUCUAGAUAGGCGGC
Molecule: messenger RNA, 1930 nt
Organism: Astrephomene gubernaculifera
Lineage: Eukaryota; Viridiplantae; Chlorophyta; Chlorophyceae; Chlamydomonadales; Astrephomenaceae
Source: the annotation of a GenBank genome assembly